Messenger RNA from Tachyglossus aculeatus (Australian echidna), 5582 nucleotides. It is a transcript of the gene OTUD7A, whose product is annotated as OTU deubiquitinase 7A. Gene Ontology annotation, biological process: protein K63-linked deubiquitination; protein deubiquitination involved in ubiquitin-dependent protein catabolic process; protein K48-linked deubiquitination. Gene Ontology annotation, molecular function: K63-linked polyubiquitin modification-dependent protein binding; zinc ion binding; DNA binding. The record is from RefSeq and is a predicted model, not a curated record. Gene Ontology annotation, cellular component: cytoplasm; nucleus. NCBI's taxonomy places the organism in Eukaryota, Metazoa, Chordata, Mammalia, Monotremata, Tachyglossidae.
AUGAUUUCUAGUUCUCUUCCGAACCCCGACUCUGCCAAGUGCUAGGCAGCACUUUUACAUGAUCCCAUGACUCUUGAUAUGGACGCGGUCCUGUCAGACUUUGUUCGGUCCACGGGGGCAGAGCCAGGUCUGGCAAGAGACCUACUGGAAGGCAAAAACUGGGACUUGACUGCAGCUCUGGGUGAUUAUGAGCAACUCCGACAGGUUCACACAGCCAACCUACCCCAAGUGUUUAACGAGGGGAAAUACUACAAGCCACCAGAAAGAGAGCCACCCCAACAGGUGAACAAGAUUGACCGCCCAGGCCUUCAAAGACAGGAUGAAAUUGCUCAAGAAAAACGUCUGUCCCGGGGUAUUUCUCAUGCCAGCUCAGCCAUCGUCUCCCUUGCCCGAUCCCAUGUGGCAAACGAAUGCAACAAUGAGCAGUUCCCUCUGGAGAUGCCCAUCUACACGUUCCAGCUGCCCGAUCUUAGCGUGUACAGUGAAGACUUCAGGAGCUUCAUCGAACGUGAUUUAAUUGAACAGGCAACAAUGGUGGCGCUGGAACAGGCGGGUCGCCUGAACUGGUGGUCAACGGUGUGUUUGAGUUGCAAGCGCCUCCUGCCUUUGGCCACUACCGGAGACGGGAAUUGCCUCUUGCACGCGGCCUCGUUGGGGAUGUGGGGGUUUCAUGACAGGGACCUGGUUCUGCGGAAAGCUCUCUACACAAUGAUGAGGAGCGGAGCUGAAAAGGAAGCACUGAAGCGCAGGUGGAGAUGGCAGCAGACCCAGCAGAAUAAGGAGUCUGGGUUAGUUUACACAGAAGAAGAGUGGGAACGAGAAUGGACUGAGCUCCUGAAACUGGCUUCAAGCGAACCCCGCACUCAUUUCAGCAAAAAUGGAGGCACUGGUGGGGGGGUGGACAAUUCAGAGGAUCCUGUGUAUGAAAGCUUAGAGGAGUUCCAUGUUUUUGUCUUAGCCCAUAUAUUAAGAAGACCGAUCGUGGUUGUAGCAGACACAAUGUUAAGGGACUCUGGUGGUGAAGCAUUUGCACCUAUUCCUUUCGGAGGAAUUUACUUGCCGUUGGAAGUUCCGCCCAACAGAUGCCACUGCUCACCUCUGGUUCUAGCUUAUGACCAAGCCCAUUUCUCUGCCCUUGUGUCCAUGGAGCAAAAAGAUCAGCAGAGAGAGCAAGCGGUUAUCCCUCUCACUGACUCUGAACACAAGCUCUUACCUUUACACUUUGCUGUCGAUCCUGGGAAGGACUGGGAAUGGGGAAAGGAUGACAAUGAUAACGCCAGGUUGGCCAAUUUGAUUCUGUCUUUAGAAGCAAAGCUGAAUCUGCUGCACAGCUACAUGAAUGUAACCUGGAUCCGGAUACCCUCCGAAACGCGGGCUCCUUUGGCCCAACCAGAAUCCCCCACGGCAUCGGCCGGAGAGGACGUUCAGUCCCUGGCCGACUCGAUGGACUCCGACCGUGAUUCCGUCUGCAGUAACUCCAACAGCAAUAACGGGAAGAACGGCAACAAAGAAAAGGAAAAGGAGAAGCAGAGGAAGGAGAAGGACAAAAACCGGGCGGAUUCGGUGGCCAAUAAACUGGGAAGCCUCAGCAAAACGCUCGGCAUCAAACUGAAGAAGAACAUGGGGGGUCUGGGGGGACUGGUCCACGGGAAGAUGAGCCGAGCCAAUUCCGGGAACGGGAAGAAUGGCGACCCGCCGGAGAGAGGCAAAGAGAAGAAGUCCAAGUCCCGCAAAGGCAGCAAGGAGGAAUCGGGCCAGUCGGCCAGUACCUCCCCGUCGGAGAAGACGACGCCGUCUCCCACGGACAAGGCGAGCGUGUCUCCAUCCGAGAAGAACGCCAGGUCCCCGUCAGACAAGCAGACGGACACCUGGAAGUACAGCACCGACGUGAAACUGAGCCUCAACAUCUUGAGGGCCGCGAUGCAAGGCGAGCGGAAGUUCAUCUUCGCCGGCCUCCUCCUCACCAGCCAUCGGCAUCAGUUCCACGAGGAGAUGAUCGGCUACUACCUGACCAGCGCCCAGGAGCGCUUUAACGCCGAGCAGGAGCAGAAGAGGAAGGAGGCGGAGAAGAAAGCGUCGGCCCCGGGGGGGUCCUCCGGCAGGAAGCUGGAGCCGGAGGCAUUCCCCAAGGAGAAGCUCGAAUCGUCGCCUCAAGGCGGGGCGUCGCCAGUCCUGCCCGCAAGCCAUACCUCUCAGCUGGUUUUAAAAUUCAAGGACCGGACCAGUCCCCCGCCCGGGUCGUUCCCGUCGCCCGGCCACGGCGCCAAGAGGUCCGGGCCCACGCCGGUGUCCGUCCACUAUAGCCAUACCCCUCCGGUCCAGAGGCAGAGCGUCAUCCAUUUGCACGACAUCAACUCCAAGCCGGCCAGCUUCCAGGACGACACCUUCAAGCCCGUGGUGGGCACCCUCAAAACCUGCGCCACCUACCCCCAGCAGAACAGGUCCCUGUCAUCUCAGUCCUACAGCCCAGCCCGGGCUGCAGGCAUCCGCACGGUGAACACGGUGGAGUCUCUGACCUUCGCCCUGCCCGCCGAACACAAGUCCCAGACGUACACGAACGGAUUCAACCCCGGCGACGUCCGAGACGGGCUGGAGUUCGCCGACGAGGAAGCCCCGCAGACCUGGUUGAACAAUGAGAAAAACAGAGGCAGAAGCACAGUUUGCCCAAUAUAUUCCAUCCAGCAGAACCGCUGUAAGAAAGAGAACUGUUCCUUUUAUGGCCGGCCGGAGACGGAGAACUAUUGCUCCUACUGCUACAAAGAGGAGCUCAAGCGCAGGGAGAGAGAAAACAAGGGGCACAGGCACUGAAAACCGCGAGGAUGCCCCCAAACCGCUCGGUUUGCAUCGGUUCCUGACGAGAGGGAAAGAGGGUCGGGGCCCCGGAGCCGAGAGAAUCCUCAGAAGGGACCCAGCAGAUGACAUCCGGCUCGUUGCUUCUUGGGGGAAAGGCGGAAAUGAGAGGAUUAAUUUAUCAUAAAGAAUUUAUUUUCCAUUUCGUCGGUGUCUUUUUUACAUACACUGGUCAGCUGAAAGGUUAUAUCCUCCUUUGUCAGUGCUGUGUAUAUGUACGGUCAAAAAUUACUAAUGGUGCCUGAAUUUACACUGACAUCUCUCAGGUAGUAGAAGGAUAAGGGAAAACAAGUCAUAAUAUUGGAGAUGUGAUGUUGUACCAGGAGAACAUCUGCCUCAUUCACAUGUGAAAUCCAAUAGCCAUCGUGAGAAUCUCUUUCGUUCCUCAACAGAUAAGUGAAUUUCACAGCCCUUUGUUUUCGGAAGGGAAAUAAUAAUUUUGCAUACUUUUUGUAACAUAGUGACUGACAUCUUCCAUUUUUAGUACACGUCGGUAUGCGUUCAGUUAGAGGUGCGAGGUGUGGAAACCAAAUGCGAAGAAAGGCCCGGAUCUUUUGCUUUGCCAUGUAUGUGCUCCGUCCUCAUUAGCAAGCGUGCUCCGAGGUCUUUAUGCGCCACUCCACCCCCCAGCCCCAACCCCCGCACAGCUCUAUCCCAUUUAAGAGAGGAUCCCUUGGUCAUUUGCCCAUGAUCCCUAGAUUGAUUCCCGACUUUGGAAAAAUGUGGUCGGUCCCUGGCGAACGCAAGGUUCAUCUCCUAUGCGAACUCUCUUCUCAACACCCCCACUCGAUGGAAGAGGUGACAUCGACACUGCCAUCAAGCAAGCCCGGUGAUGUAGAAAAUGGGUACAAUCUAACCUACCUCACAGGGCUGUUGUGAGGUUAAGUUUGUGUCGGUCGGAUGGUUGGAGAUACUCCAGAAGCAGGAGCUAGAUAUUGACAUUGCUAGUUGUGGACAGUUCCAGAAAGGUGGGCUGGGCUCAGGAAACUCUCCCGGGGGAGAGGUAGGCCUAAGCCUGUUUGAGCACGAUUACGCUGGGAUGCUCAACUUUUAAAUUUUGGUACCCUUUUCAUAAUGAACAGUUUUCAGUAGGCAGAUGGAAGGAAAUCGAGUAUUCAGGGGAUGACCAACAGCAAGCGGGGAGGAAGGUGAAAGAGAGUGAGAUGUGGGCUUUUUAAAAACCCAGAACAAAAGCAGGUAACAGAUGUAUUUGCUUGUGCUUUCUCUGCAAAUUGGCCUUUUCACUUGAAAUAUCAAACAACAGAAAAUGAAGCCAGGAGGUUUCCCUUCCCCUUAGGAGAAACCUGGGUGCAGUGUAUGUUGGAAGAUGCCCUAUUUGCUUGUGAACCCAAGCCUGAAUUUUUUUUUUUAACCUUUGGUCAAAACAUGAGUGAUUGUUGCAAGAUAAAGGAUGUAUUUUCAAAUGAGAUGAAAAUGUGAUUGGGCCCAAUUUGUUGAAAUUCCCCUAACUUGUGUGUGCCUCCCAUGUAAAUUUCUGAAAAGUGUAUCCAUAGCAACCAUAUUUUCUACAGCAAUACCCAUUAUCUUGCCAUGGAUUACCUCUAAUGAUAACGUGUAUUUUAGCCAAGGAAAUCUGUGAUUUCAAUUUUUUUCAAUUAAAAAUUCAAUCUUGUUAGUUUCAGAAGAAUAUCAAUCAGGAGGAACAAAUCCUCAGUGAGGGGGGGAAAUAAUUAAGAUUACCUAGUCAAGCUCUAGGAUAACAUCUGACGUUCUUUACGAAAAAUGCUUCUAAAAGAAGCUAUCACAAUGCUCAGCUUUAGAAUACCGCAGUUUAGAUCUGUCUCUUGAUUUGAGUUGAGUGCUUCACCUCAGGAGGAGAAAAGGAAGAACAGAAAUAGCAAAAAAAGUGAUGCAUUUUUUACUUGUUUUAAAUAUUAACAGUAGAGUAAUUUCUGUGCAUAGUUCCUUUUUUAUUCUGUGGCACAUGAGGUUUUCAGCAAAUUCAAGUUUUACAUGAGCCAAUUACUAGAGUCAAAAUCAUUUAGUAAAUAGAAACUUUACUGAAAUUUUUUGAAAAGGUUCAUUUUGGGGCUGAAUGAUACUUUACCUCUGUAUUAGUAAUAUAUUUGUCUCUCCUCCAAGUGUUUUUGUUACUCAAAAUAAGAAAAACAAAAGGUUUACUUUUCUUUUAUAAAAAUCUAGCGUAUGGUUCUAUGACAGCUCUUCAGAUCAACACAUUAUCUCCUGUCUGUGCUAGAACGUUUGCUUUUAAAGAUAGGUUUUCCAUGUUAAAUUCUUGCUUCAAUUGUAGAAACACAGACAUCUACUCGACUGAUUGAAUGCCGUUGCCGCUGAACACCUUAAAAAGAUUUAAAAAAAAAAAGUUCACCUUGGAAAAGGCUUAAAUCCACCCACAAGAAUGGAUACAUCCUUAGGCACCAGGCAGAAUGAAAGUUAGACAAAGCAGGCGUUUGUUUAAAAGGUUUCUAAUGCACAGCCUUCCUGCUAUUUGAAAUUUUCAAAGUCGAAACUUGCUAUGCAAAUCUUCUACUUUAGUCGUAUACUCCGAUGGGUGCAACAGGUCUGUUCACUUGGAGGAAAUCUUAUAUAAAAUGACAGUACCCAAAAAAGGGGGUGAGCUACUGCAUCUUCUCAAAAGUAAAAGGAAGCCUCGAGCAGUUGAAAGGUGUGCCGCCUAAUAUCUUUUGCGACAUUUUUGAAAGUCUGAAAUGGGGCCUCUGGCCCUGAGCUCUUCACCACUCACACAAAAG